GAGUCGGCGGUUUUUUUCCCAGCCCGCGUGCACCGUCACGCACAGCGUGUGUAAAUACAUGAACCGUAGGGUGAUGUUGCUCGCGCAGCAGGGGCUCGCAUGAGCAGCUAGCUACCUACAGGGCUACAGCUCCGCGUUUAAAACGUUAAUUCACUCGAUACAAAUGUAAGGUCUUCAUCCCUCUACGUUUUCUCCUCGGAUAAGGUACAGGAUAAGUCGCUGGAGUGAAGAUGGCGCUGUCUGCCGUGGCUGUAGCGGUGCUCUGCGCGGUUUUGUCGGCGUGUGAGGUGAGUGCAAAUGAGGACUGCCUGUGGUACGUGGACAAGAAUGGCACCUGGCACAAUGGCUUUGACUGCCCGCUUAUUUCCUUCUGCUGUGGGAACUGCCACCGGCGUUACUGCUGCCUGGAUGGCUUCAAAAUGAUCACAGAGAGGGGACAGAAACGGUGUAUGCUCUUCCAUCUCAGUCCCUCCACUAUAGCAGGCAUUGCUUCAUCUAUCCUACUCUUCGUGGCUGCCAUUGCCACCAUGGUCUGUUGCUUCAUGUGCUCGUGCUGCUACCUAUACCAGCGCCACCAGCAGCGAGGCAGGACAACUUAUGAAGCUCAGCAGAUUCCAAUGGCCAGCUACCCUGUGGAACCCAUGUAUGAUGCAUAUGGUAAACCCAUAGGAAAUCCUGAGAACCCUGGAUAUCCUGUGGCUUCACAGUACCCUGGUAUGCCUCCGCAUUAUCCCAUGAUGAUGCAGGGGCCUUACCCCCCUUACCCUCUUGCCGAUCCAGGGUACAGUCAAGGAGCUCCUCCACCGUAUUCCCCUCCACAGUACCCAGGCCACUGAGACCACUGAGGAAUCCUCCAUUUAAGAGAGCACAACACAGACUAGUUGGUGGCAUGAGACACUGCUCUUGAGGAGUCCUUUGACUAACCUGUGGCACUUUUAAAAAUGUUUAUUUAUUUAUUGUAUUUAUUUCUCAAGUGUUCUUUGGAGUGCAACAUGAAUGGCCUGGGUUUGCCUGCUGUUGGAGUGAGUCCCAAUGUGAACACACGUUUCAUUUUACUGACUGCAAAGACAUUUUUUCUUUCAUCGAAACAUAAACUCCCAAACCAAUUAACAUAACAUCAGGCCACCUUGGUUUUUUGCUUUUAAUUCCCUGGUGUAUCACAAUUGUUUACUGUGUAACAUUUACAUGAAGGACAUAAAGGUCAGAAUUUUUGUGUUUUUAGCUAUGAAAAGUUAUGCUGCAGGUUGAUGGUCUUUGUUUUAUCUGCUGCAGACUCGUUUUUACUUGUUUGUCUUUCUGUCUAUAACAGACUACAAUAUUUUACAGCACAUUUGAAUGACAGUUCAAAAACUAGAGUUAAUAACAGUUCCACAGCAUUUAGAUUUGUCCUAUAUACUAUUUUCUACCACCAAGCUGAUUACUUUUAGUUUUGUCUGUUCAUCUUUGUGUCUUAAUAAUGGCAAUUUAUUAAGUCCCUUAACUAAAGUACCUUUGGACUUCAACUUAACUUUAACUGUAGCUGUAGCUUAUGCUACCUAAUCAACAUGUUUUGCCUUACAGAGGUCAAAGAUAUUAGUUGACAAUACAUGUAGAACAGAUAUACUUACUUAAAAUUCACAGCCUUUCUAUAAACUUUGAUUUUAAAUGAUUUUGUCAUGCAAUUUAGCAGAGCAUAUAUGUUAUUUCAGGUUUUUUUUUUUUAUUAUUUUAAAUUAAUGGUCUUGAUGCACACUCACUGACCACUUCAUUACACCUUAUAUCACCCAUUGUCCAUUUUAUCAGGUCCAUUUUGUACUUCUACAGUUACAGUCUGUUUGUCUCUGUAAUUUGUUAGCCCUGCCAUUGUGCCCUGUUCAUCAAUGAUUGUGAACCCCACAGGACCACCUCUAAGGAGUUAUAUUUGGAUGACGGAUCUUUCUUAUCACUGCAUCACUAAAAUUGUAGUGACAGGAUAGUGUGUUACACUGGUACAAGUGGAUCAAACAGCAGUGUUGCUGGAGUUUAUGCUGAAGUUAAAUACUGUGUACACUUAUUGUCCACUUUUUAGAACACUCCUACGUUGUUGGCUUACCCUGUAGAUGUAAAGUUAGAGAUGAGAACUUGUCUCUCUUGCCACACAGUUUGAGUUAGUCAUAAUCUAGUCCUUCAACAGUGGUCAGUUUCUGAUCACAGGAUACUAUUCACUGGAUAUUUUUGGAUGGUGAACUGUUCAGUCCAGUAGUGACACUGAGCUGUUUAAAAACUCCAGCAGCACCUCUGUAUGUGAUCAUCAGUGCAGCACACACACAAAAUUACAUUUCAGUACCGUGUAUGUGUCGCUGCAGUGCUGAAAAUGAUCCACGACCCAAAUACUAUCUACUUAAACAUAGUCCUGUGAAGUCUUAACCAUUGAUGAACAGAGUAAAGGAGGGCUAACAAAUCACGCAGAGAAACAUUACAAAUUGUAUAACUACAUAAUGCAGCUAUACAGAAAGUGGACCUGAUAAAAUGGACAAUAAGUAAAGUUGCAAGGUAGGUGUACCUACUUAAGUGAGUGGAUGUUGAGAUAAUAAUAAUGUUCAAGAAAGUUGAUCAGAUCAUGAAAUUGUAAAGAAAGACAAUUCGGGGAUGAUACCAUUUCUGGUGAAAGCACUAAAGGAACUGUUCACUGAGAACACUGCAGAGUAGGUCUAUUGGAAAAAGUAAUUUAAGUGAAAACAUUCAUGAAACUGUUUAUAUCUGCUGUGAUUUAAGUAAGCGUUACUACCUCCUCAUAUUAAUGCCAUAAAUACCCAUCUAAACUGGAACUCAUUUGCAAUUACCCUAUGGAUUCAGUUUCUGUGGUACAGAGUAUACGAACCAGAUUUAGUUGUGAUUGUUUGUGUAUUGUUGAAAUUACUUAUACUUUAAUGCAAAUAUCGUGUGAUAUUAUGUAUAGAGUUUGGUGUAAUUCUAAUUUAUUGUUAAUUUAUCCCUUUGGAAUGUGAAGUGAAAACCAAUACUGUAUAUCUACAAGACAAAGAGAUGUAUGUUUUACAUAACAAAAAAUUAUCAUUUCACUCAUGGAAUGAUGCAAAACUUUACUAGAGUUGGAACUUAAAUUCUACUCAUUAUAACAGAGUUCUAAUCUAACAGCCUGAAAUGGAAACACUAUAAUGCAAAGCUCACUUUUUACAAUAAACAACUGGUCUUGUA
Messenger RNA from Pygocentrus nattereri (red-bellied piranha), 3174 nucleotides. RefSeq names its product shisa family member 4 (gene shisa4). The record is from RefSeq and is a predicted model, not a curated record. NCBI's taxonomy places the organism in Eukaryota, Metazoa, Chordata, Actinopteri, Characiformes, Serrasalmidae. The coding region runs from base 231 to 836 and encodes 201 amino acids. The transcript has 5 exons.